Messenger RNA from Lepisosteus oculatus (spotted gar), 1276 nucleotides. RefSeq names its product centrosomal protein 19 (gene cep19). Gene Ontology annotation, biological process: trans-Golgi to periciliary membrane compartment transport; microtubule anchoring at centrosome. Lineage: Eukaryota; Metazoa; Chordata; Actinopteri; Semionotiformes; Lepisosteidae. Gene Ontology annotation, cellular component: centrosome; ciliary basal body; spindle pole. The record is from RefSeq and is a predicted model, not a curated record.
CUGCGUGCAGUCAACGCAGCCAAGGAGUUAUGAGCCCACCCAAUACCUCAACCGGUAUGGUGACGUUUACAAUGCCUGAUUGUAUCGUACACGAUCAUUGCAGGUAAACAAAGGUGAAGCAGCUUAUACAUUAUCGGUGAUUUCCUCGGAAACACGGCUACGUAUUGAUUAUGCCUGUGAUGUAAAAACAACACGGAUUGUUACGUCAUAAUAAACUGGUGCAUAGUAGGCAGCUCAGGUCCUCAAAAAUAAGGUCCUUCUGGUCAUAGCAACGUGAACAGCUGAGAGACGCGCUUCUGCGGAGGAAGAUACUGUCGGGAGCUCGGAAAGGGAAUUCGGAUUUUGAUCGGUCCAGAAGGCAGGGAAUUUCCCAAGCGUGACACAUCGAUCUGCUUGACUCCAGAUCACGAAGGGCGAGAAACUCCUGAAAAUGACUUACACGGCCAAGAAGUGCGGGGUCCGGUUCACCCCCCCAGCCAUCGUGCUGAUUUAUGAAGACGCAGUAACGCAGAAGGCGCGGAAGCGGAUCAUGCCCGUUCGGAGCUUCUCGAAGUUCUCAGACUGCAGCAAGGCAGCAGAGCGGCUGAAAAACAACGUGCGGCAUAGCGCCUACCUGCAGGACGUGUCCAUGAGGCAGAUGGAGAGGCUUCAUGUGAUCCUGCGAGACCGAUUGCUGGGCCGCACUCUGGAGCAGAGCCUAGCCUCGCUGCGCCUGGACCCCAACGAAGACCUGAAUAAGCUUGGCGACGAGGAACUGUCCAGGAAGAAGGCCCGGAUGGAUCAGCUCUUUGAACAGAACCGCAAAAAGAAGGAUGACCCAGACUUCGUGUACGACGUGCAGGUGGAUUUCCCACAGGAUGAGCGCCUGGAGACGUGCAGCUGGGAUGAAGAGGAAUCGGAUGGAGGGUUUUAGCCCUAAGACUGAGACUGAGAGACUGGCGGACAGCACUGCUACAUGGCAUUUCAGAUAUGGCUGAUAUAGUGGAAAGAACUAAGGAAAUAGUGUUUUGCUGGUCAGAACAUUUUCACAUCUCUAAUUCAUUUUUAAGAUUAUGAAUUGCAAUAUGUACAUAAACCAAAACACAUUGUGCCAUAGGAUAUAAAAUGCAAUGGUCUUGUGAAGUUCAAAAAGUUCUGUACAAAACAAACAUGUUGUUCAUCUUUAAGUUUUCUUGUAACACCAAGCAUAUUAAUGUAGAGUUAAUAUUUCUAAAUUUACAAAGCUAGUGUGAGAAGGCUAACAAGUGAUCAUUCCUUGCUGAGGGAAAAAAAAAAA